Darwinula stevensoni is the source of this 1086-nucleotide messenger RNA. The record is from the annotation of a GenBank genome assembly. Lineage: Eukaryota; Metazoa; Arthropoda; Ostracoda; Podocopida; Darwinulidae.
AUGCUCGGGCCGAAAUGCAUCUGCCUCGUCGCGCUCACCAUCGUCACCAGCUCCAUGGUCAUUCUCACGCGGUAUUCGCGGUCGGUGAUUCGCGAUGAGAGCGACGAGAGGUAUUCCGCGGCGGUGGCCGUGUUCUUCACGGAAAUCCUCAAGUUUUUCGCCUUCUUCCUCGUCUUGUUCGUCUCCACGAGUGGGGAACUCCGCUACAUAUCGAUCGUGCAUGAAUUCUUCACGUGUGUCUCGUCGUUUAUUAUUGAUUUUCGGGCAGGACUGUCGUGGGUGGAGUCGGCAAAUAUCUUCAAGCGCGAGAUAUUGCAAGAGAGGGGCGAGACGGCGAAACUCGCCAUUCCCGGCGCUUGUUACACGCUGCAAAAUAAUCUGCUAUACGUGGCUUUGACGAAUCUCAACGCUGGAAUAUACUCCGUGACUGCAGAAUUGAAAAUACUGACGACCGCCGUGUUCUCAAUUCUGCUGCUGAAUCGGAGGCUGAAGUUCGCUCAUUGGAUCUGCUUGCUUGUUCUCACCGUCGGCGUCUCUCUCGUUCAGUACUCGAGUCACGAGGAGAACUGCCUGGAUCCGGCGGAUUGUUCUGCAAAAAAUGCUCAAAUGAACCAAAGUUUGGGGCUUGUUUCCGUGCUCGUGGCGUGCGUCAUGAGUGGAUUUGCUGGCACUUACUUCGAAAGAGCACUGAAGCAUGGAUCUAAUUCCCGAUUGAGCGUUCGCAGCAUGCAGUUGGGCCUGUGGUCGCUCCUGUUCGCCGCGUUCGGCGUGGGGGUCGAGAGCUGCCGCCGGAGUUCCUCGCUCCUCGCCGGGUUCGCGCCGCUCACCUGGGCCGUCGUCUUCAUUCAGGCGGUGAACGGCGUGACGGUGGCGGCGACGAUGAAGUACGCGGACAACAUCCUGAAAUGCUUCGCCACGGCCAUCUCCAUCAUUCUCUCCUCCUUCGUUUCCUUCUACGUUUUAGGGGAUCUCCAUCCUUCAUCCUUGUUCCUUCUCGGUUCCAUCCUCGUCAUCUCUUCCACCUUUUCCUAUGGAAACCUAAAAAAACCUGCAUCUUCUCGUUUUUCACCUGUCCUCAAGUUCUAG